UCCACAUAUUCUAAGUAGUGCUUCCUGGUUCAAGAGCAGAGCAAAACAACACACGUAAUGGAGGACAACAAACCAUGGGCUCUGAUCUCAGAAGUGGGCGAUCAAGGUUACAUUGAAGAGGUCACUGACAUACUGGAACAACACUUCCAUAUCAUCUGCCACAAAGACUUCCUUCAAAACUCUCUGGUGCACGGGCCAAAGAUCCAGGCCAUUUUGAUGUGGAAUACCCUACCUGCAGCAAAGCCUUCGCUGCUCAGUUUGCUUCCCUCGCUGAAGGUAGUCGCCAGCGGAGGAGCGGGCAUCGACCACCUGGAUGUGCCGUACAUCGCCAGUCUGGGAGUGAAGGUGACCAACACGCCAGGUGUAGUGAGCGAUGCCACUGCAGAUAUCGCGAUGGGUCUGCUUCUGGCAUCGGCACGCAGGAUAGUUGAAGGUCACCUAAUAGCUGUCGACCCCAACAUUACCUGUCUACCACUAAAACUGAUGGGAGUGGAAGUCACAGGAUCGACUCUCGGGAUUAUUGGAAUGGGACACAUUGGCUACAAAAUUGCUCAGAGAGGCAAAGGCUUUGACAUGAAGAUCCUGUAUCACAACAGGAACAGGAGGAGUUUUGAAGAUGAGCAGGCGGUUGGUGCGAGUUACCGGGAGAACAUGGACGACCUGCUCAAAGAGUCUGACUUUGUCAUGAUGGCGGUCAACCUGACCCCUGAAACCACAGACCUGAUAAGCCACCGAGAGCUCUCCCUCAUGAAACCCACCGCAACUCUGGUCAACAUCAGCAGAGGUCUGGUGGUGGACCAGGAUGCUUUAGUCAAAGCUUUGAAGUCUGGAGGAAUUUGUGCAGCGGCAUUAGAUGUGACUCACCCUGAACCAUUACCAAGGGAUCAUCCUCUCCUCUGCCUUCCUAAUGUGCUGAUCACCCCCCACGUUGGCACCAACACUAUCGCUACAACAAGAAAGAUGGUGCUGAAGAUGGUAGACAAUGCGGUGGCUGUACUGAAUGGCCAAGUUAUUCCCAAUGAAGUCAAACCAAAUUGACUUAACUGACGGUCCCUCAUCUGUCUGUAUUUAGAAGUAAUUUUCUAAUUCAAGAUCAAAUACACGCACAUUAGUUUGUACCCGUUUAGUCUUUCUGUCUAACAAUAUGCCAUUAUUACUGUGAUCAAUAUGAUUAUUUAAUAAUAAGAUAACAAAUGUAUAAGUUAUGAAACAUUUGAUAGUAUGCGUCUGCAAAUAGAUGUUGGAUAUAAAAUGUCAUGACUGCAUGAUUAUAUUAAUGUUUAAAUGUAGUAUUCCUACUUUAUUUUGACUGAAUGAUUUUCCUCAUCUGUUAUUCUUCAUACAUUUCUGUGACCGGAUUUAUUUGUCUUUUUUUUUUGUCAAUGCAUUAGAUACUUUUUUGAUUGAAUGAGGCGUUUUCAAGUAUUUUCAUUCAAUUUAUUUUUUUUUAUUAUAAAAUGAUUAGUAUUAUUUUACUAGUAGAGGUUAGAAGUAUUGCAACUAUUAUUGUUGUUUUUAAGAUUUCACUGUUUAAAAAAGGGGAGAGGUUUCAUAUCUUUACUGCACACGAAAUCUUUGCAGAGCUGCAUUUUGACCCUUAAUAUGCCUGAUUAUAAUAAACUAUAACUAUAAUAC
Messenger RNA from Cyclopterus lumpus (lumpfish), 1635 nucleotides. RefSeq lists its product as uncharacterized. The transcript is spliced from 6 exons. The record is from RefSeq and is a predicted model, not a curated record. Gene Ontology annotation, molecular function: hydroxypyruvate reductase [NAD(P)H] activity; glyoxylate reductase (NADPH) activity; NAD binding. The coding region runs from base 58 to 1038 and encodes 326 amino acids. Gene Ontology annotation, cellular component: cytosol. Lineage: Eukaryota; Metazoa; Chordata; Actinopteri; Perciformes; Cyclopteridae.